AUGCGAGGAUGUCUGCAAUUAGGCCGAUGGCUGAGCGCAGCACCGAGAUGCCAGGCCGCAAACCUCCGACCAACUGCCUUUUUGUAUAGACCCAGCCGGGCUUUUUCUACGAGCACGAUAUUUAAUGCCCGUUCCAAAAUCAUACCCAUCAAGCCGGACGCCGACCUCGAAUCCCGAAUCGCCGCCAUUCCGAUCGAACGCUUCCGCAACUUCUGCAUCGUCGCACAUGUCGAUCACGGCAAGAGCACACUCUCCGACCGAUUGCUCGAAUUGACGGGUACGAUCCAGCCAGGAACCAAUAAGCAAGUUUUGGAUAAACUUGACGUUGAGCGCGAGCGCGGAAUCACUGUGAAGGCGCAGACAUGUACAAUGAUCUACAAUCACCAAGGCGAGGAUUACUUGCUACAUUUGGUUGAUACUCCUGGCCAUGUGGAUUUCCGCGCUGAAGUAUCGCGCAGUUAUGCCAGUUGUGGCGGAGCGAUUCUCUUAGUCGAUGCCAGUCAGGGUGUCCAGGCGCAAACAGUUGCCAAUUUCUACCUGGCAUUCGCCCAGGGUCUUGAAUUGAUCCCGGUUCUCAACAAGGUUGACCUACCGUCAUCGGAUCCAGAGCGGGCUUUGGAACAGAUGCGAACCACCUUUGAGCUUGAUACAGAAAAUGCCGUCAUGGUAUCCGCAAAGACAGGUUUGAAUGUUCCGGCUAUUUUACCGACAGUUGUGGAGAAGAUCCCUGCACCUAUCGGUGAUUCUGAAAAACCUCUUCGUAUGCUACUCGUGGAUUCCUGGUACGAUGCAUACAAGGGUGUGAUCUUGCUGGUCCGCGUUUUCGACGGCGAAGUGCGUGCAGGUCAGCAGCUGGUUUCCUUCGUGACUGGACUCAAAUACUACGUUGGUGAGGUUGGGAUCAUGUAUCCCACCGAAACUGCCCAAAAGGUCCUUCGUGCCGGCCAGGUUGGGUACAUUUACUUCAACCCAGGCAUGAAACGAAGUAAAGAGGCCAAAAUUGGAGACACAUUUACUCGAGUUGGAUCGGAAAAGCUCGUCGAACCUCUGCCUGGGUUUGAAGAGCCGAAAUCGAUGGUCUUCGUGGCAGUGUACCCCGUGAAUGCGGACCAUUUCGAGCAUCUCGAGGACAGCGUCAACCAGCUGAUCCUCAACGAUCGAAGCAUCACGGUGCAGAAAGAGUCAUCAGACGCUCUGGGCGCCGGUUUCCGUAUGGGAUUCUUGGGAACUCUGCACUGCUCUGUAUUCGAAGAUCGCCUACGACAGGAACAUGGUGCUAGUAUUAUCAUCACACCACCCUCCGUUCCAGUCAAAGUCAUAUACCGGGAUGGUAGGGAAGAAAUUAUCACCAACCCUGCCAAAUUCCCCGAUGAUGAGGGUGCGCGUCUCAAGGUAGCAGAGGUCCAAGAGCCGUAUGUUCUGGCUACCCUGACGUUCCCGGAAGAGUACCUGGGCAAGGUCAUUGAGCUUUGUGAGGCCAACCGUGGUGAGCAACUCAGCAUUGAGUAUUUCACGACUACUCAGGUCAUCAUGAAGUACCAACUGCCACUUGCACACCUGGUGGACGAUUUCUUCGGAAAGCUGAAGGGUGGCACCAAGGGAUAUGCCAGUCUGGACUACGAGGAGUCUGCAUGGCGAGCGGGUAAUAUCGUCAGACUUCAACUCUUGGUCAAUAAAGAGCCUGUCGAUGCGGUUGCACGAAUCAUGCAUCUGAGCCAAGUGAACCGACAAGGAAGACUGUGGGUCACCAAAUUCAAGCAGCACGUUGACCGUCAGCUUUUCGAAAUCAUCAUUCAAGCUGCCGUUGGCAAGAAGAUCAUUGCGCGUGAGACUAUCAAGCCAUACCGCAAGGACGUUCUGGCAAAAUUACACGCCAGUGAUGUGAGUCGGCGACGCAAGCUGCUCGAGAAGCAGAAAGAAGGUCGCAAGAAGCUGCGUGCCGUUGGAAACGUGGUCAUCGAGCAUAAGGCCUUCCAAGCAUUCUUGGCGAAAUGA
Molecule: messenger RNA, 1995 nt
Organism: Penicillium olsonii
Lineage: Eukaryota; Fungi; Ascomycota; Eurotiomycetes; Eurotiales; Aspergillaceae
Source: the annotation of a GenBank genome assembly